AUGCGAACUCCAGCGAGCCUUGCCCACUCUAGCUCUAGCACCGCCGCCGCCGCCCCCAGCCCAGCUGCCUCCUCAUCUUCACCGUCGGCACCGGCGGCCAUGAUCUCCAUCGACCCCAACAUGGUGGUCAUCCUGGCCUCCCUCCUCUGCGCGCUCGUGUGCCUCGCCGGCCUCGCCCUCGUCGCGCGCUGCACCUGCCGCCGCGCCCGCCGCUCUUCACCGUUCGCCGGCAAUAGCAUCACCAUGACCUUGCCUCUUCCUCCCCGAGGCCUGAAGAAGAAGGCCAUCGACGCGCUCCCCGUCACCGCAGUGAAAGAAGGGCACCAGCUGGAGGAGCAGUGCGCCAUCUGCCUGGCCGACCUGGCCGCCGGGGAGGAGCUCCGGGUGCUGCCGCGGUGCGGCCACUCCUUCCACGUGGCCUGCGUCGACGCCUGGCUCCGAACAUGCGCCACCUGCCCCUCCUGCCGCGCCACCAUCCACGACUCGUCAACCUCCUCGUCCUCACCGCCGCUCCCGGCGUCGGGCCGGUGCCGGAGGUGCGGAGCGGCCUGUGACGGCGACGGCGUGGCCGCUUCUGCUUCUGCUGAUACGGACGGGAGCAGCUUCUUGCCGUAGCUUAACAUCGAUCCCAGUUGCAAAC
Molecule: messenger RNA, 640 nt
Organism: Triticum urartu
Lineage: Eukaryota; Viridiplantae; Streptophyta; Magnoliopsida; Poales; Poaceae
Source: RefSeq, a predicted model, not a curated record